Molecule: messenger RNA, 3753 nt
Organism: Maniola jurtina (meadow brown)
Lineage: Eukaryota; Metazoa; Arthropoda; Insecta; Lepidoptera; Nymphalidae
Product: zinc finger CCHC domain-containing protein 24-like
Exons: 4
Coding region: 417-1040 (207 amino acids)
Molecular function (GO): zinc ion binding; nucleic acid binding
Source: RefSeq, a predicted model, not a curated record
CAUCCCGAACGGAGCGCGAUCCAAAAAUACUUUCAGUACCGCCACAACGCCGCCGGGCCGCGGGCUACAGCAUAGCCCAGUUAGACGCGUCACCGACCAAUUUCAUAAACCACCACUUUAAACGGCUUUUUAAUAAUUCCACGUUUAAAUACUUAAACGUAUUUGAUUGGCCUUUGUUGAUAUCGAUAAAUAUCAAUUCAUGUAGUUUGAAAGUGUGAAUUUAUUUUCCGUUUAUUAACUUAAAAAUGGACGUGUAAAAAUUGUCGAAAUUGUGAAAGUGAAAACUGAAAUUAGUGGCAGUUUACUGAUAAACAGAAGUGUUAAAUUAAAUUAGCUCAUCACGAUAUUAAAAAUUCGAAAUUCGAACGGUUCGAUAGAGAGGUGAAACAUCGCCUCUUGUAUAUCGAUAAAUUCGCAUGUGUAGUGCAGUUUUGAGUGCCUCACGUCAUACGGAUGUGGCGAUGUCGCCUACUGCCAUCGGCGAGCUGCCCCAGUGGUGCGGCAAGGCCGAGAGCUGUCCGCAGGCCUUGCUAGGCUGGCUCUAUCUCACCCACGAUCAGAACGACCAGUGGGUGCCAGGCUCAGUAUGGGGACCUCUACCAACAGCGGCAACCGGCUCCACGCAACAGGCCGACGACACCAGCUCACUGGCAGACCAACUGGCAGCGUUGUCUCUACGCCGGCCGACGCGACACCCGCCCCCAGCGUACAUGUGCCACUUGUGCUUCAAGAAAGGACACUACAUUGGCGACUGUCCACAGGCCCGACCGAAAGGCGAAGGUUUGACUCCGUACCAAGGCAAGAAGCGCUGCUUCGGCGAGUACAAGUGCCCGAAGUGCAAGCGCAAGUGGAUGAGCGGCAACUCGUGGGCGAACAACGGCCAGGAGUGCAUCAAGUGUAGGAUCAACGUCUUCCCACAUAAGCAGAGACCCCUGGAAAAACCCGACGGCCUGGACGUGAGCGACCAGUCCAAGAUUCAUCCUCAGCAUCUUUGCCAGAAAUGUCGCACUCUGGGUUACUACUGCCGACGUGAAUAUUAAGGAUUUCUUCGCAAUUAUAAAAAAUAUGUUUUUCAAAAAUUAUCACCUAAAAUUCCUAAACAAUUUAAAGAUUUAACAGCUGUUCUUAGGUCUAAUGUAAUUAUUAGGUAAAAGGUCCCUUACUAGGAUCGAAAAUACAUAAUAUCGGAUUUGGGUAUACCUAAAUAUUUAUAAGGUACUCUGACCAAUGGGCACCCUAAUUUUUUCGUAUAUUUUAUGCCAUUUAAAUAUUGAACACCUUUCAAACAAAUUUUCAUACACGACUCUGAAAAUUCAGAAUACGAAUAAGUAGUAAGUAUUUAGACGAUUAAGUUUGUUAUUUUUGAGUAUUUUUUUAAAUUUAAUUUUGUGUUAAUUUACUAUUUUCUUUUUGUUUUACUUUUACAUCAAUGUAGGUACCUACCUGAAAAAUUACAUUGAUUAGGUAAGCAUGAACUGUUUUGCCAAAAACGAAUUCCCAAAGUAUUAGUUAUAUUUUUUUAUGUUAAUAUAUUUUGAAGAACAUUUAUAUAAUAUAAUGUUCAGUUUCAAUAUUCAAUCCGUCUGUAACGUAGAUAUAGUGCAGAUAGAUUCUAUAUUGAAACCCAUGCAAGUAAAAUUCAAACCUAACUUACAUACGUAAAAGAUAAUACGCGUACCAAAGAAACGAAUAGAAAUGAAGCGGCACUAAGCAUGUAAAUCAUGCCAUCUUACUCACACACUAUACAUAUUGUUCACGACACGACAGGUCGAGAUGGCAAUCGGAGUAUGGAUGAGUCGUGAAGAGAGGGUACACCCACGCUGUCAUUAGUGUUGCUUGUUGUUAGUAUAAGUUUAUUUGGAUUGUGAUGAAUAAAAUAUUACUUUUAAAAAAUGUAGUAAUAAUUUUACUCUCAUUUAGUAGUGUACCAAAAAAAAUUCGAUUACCAAAAAAAAAUUCGAUAUCGAUUACCCGGUUUGUGAUGUCAUCUGCUAGAAAAUUGCCAUCUCGAUUCUCGACCUGUCGUGAAUAAUAGAUAUAUAACUCGGUCGCGCUAAGUUUGCACCUCGCUGGAAUGCGGCGCCUCUCCCACUUCCCCGCUCACCUCCCCGCGGUCGUCUUGUAUCGUCAGUAUGGUUCGCAUACCGUACCUAAGCGUCAGUGUGACGUAAUCGACGCGAGCUGCAAACUUAGCUUGGCCAAGUAGUAGUGUACGUAAGUGAGAGCGAAUGAUUCUGAACAGUAUGAUUCGUUUCUUUAUUGUCACGCGUUAUAAGUAUAACGGUAUUUAGGUCCAUAGUGCAAACCAUAUUAUUAUUAUAUAUUUCUUUUGGCGUUUUUUUUUUAGAUUAUUUAUCGUACCUAUUAUAUUUUACCUAGAUUUUAUAUUCAUUUUUAAUCUUACAUAUAAAGUAAGUAUCUAAAGUUUUAAUAUUAAGUUUUAUUAUUCUCCAAAUGGCAUUAAAGUUACUUAUGAAAUUUAUAUGUAUAUAAGAUAUAUAAAUUUGUGAUUACUGUUAAUUUCUUAAAUAUUAUAAUCGUACUAUGUACUAUAUCUACUUAUAUGACUAACAAAUUACUGUUAGGUACUACUUAAUUCAAAGAGAUUAUAACAACUAACAAGCGUUAAUAUUUUUAUGUUAUCUUAAAAAAUAACGUUAUUCUGUUUAGCGUUACUUCGAUAACUAUUAAAUACCGGUUAUUUUAAUAACGUUAACAGAAAAGUUAAAUAGGUAACAUCCAAAGAUCCAGUGAAUUCUCAUUGUGCCAAAAAUACAUAGUUUUUAAGUUUUAAUAUUAUAAAAUCAUACUAUUAUUCAAGUGCCAUGACAUUGAGAUUUUAUAUGAUUAUUUUUGCUAUAAUAUAUAGGUACUUACUGAGUUUUUAGGUACGAGUGUACUUAGCAGUUGGUAUCUUUAUUUAGAUCUAAGUUCAGUCCUGCUAUUAAAUAGGCAUAUAAUUUAAGAAUUUACAAAUUUUUACCCGGUGUAACUUUGAAAUUACACAUUUGUACGAAAAUCUGAUAAAACACAGAUACUACUAGAUACAAACAUUUGGUUUUAGCCGAAUUUUAGGCUUUUAAACCUCCAAAGCUUUAGGUAACGAAGUGUUUUGUGGCCUUAAAUAGUAAGAUAAUUAAUUAAAAGUGCCUGCUUACUAUAAGAAAUAUUAUUAUAAUGUUAUUAAAUAUAGUCCGUACAAAAUUAGAACUCACUCGUUAUUUUACCGCUGUGUCAAUUUUCAUCUCAAAAGUAAAAUUUAAGUCGUCUAAGGGUAAGUAAAUCGUAUUUUUGACAUGACACCUGACACAUAGAGCAAAAAUGGCCAGUGAGUGAGAACUUAAAAUGUAUGUAUUGUAUGUCACUUUAUUUAAGUUUAAUUUCCUUCAAUUUAUUUGAAAAAAAUAACUUUAAGAUUAAUUUUAAUAAUUUGCUGAAUCAACGGUGCUUUCUAACGUUAGAAAAUAUACAAUUUUACACAGAUCUUCCUUAUUACUUAGUGCCAAUCUUUGAAAGCCAAAUAGAUUCGCAAAAUUUUUCAGCUGCUGUUUAAACAAACCUUAACGAAAAUUUAAGGCUCACGCACAUGAGACAAGCAUGAUUUUCAUCGUUUUAGAGUCAAGUUCUUCAUUGACGAUGUUUUUUUUUAAUUCACCUAUUUUUACUUUGACAUGAUGUAGAUGGAUGUAGUAUAGAAAAUAAGUACGAUAAGGUAAACUGAAAUAAUGUAAGGCAGGGAUGAUGAAUCUAGGA